This is a messenger RNA of Alligator mississippiensis (American alligator), 8716 nucleotides long. RefSeq names its product RHO family interacting cell polarization regulator 1 (gene RIPOR1). NCBI's taxonomy places the organism in Eukaryota, Metazoa, Chordata, Crocodylia, Alligatoridae. Bases 287 to 3571 code for a protein of 1094 amino acids. The transcript is spliced from 23 exons. The record is from RefSeq and is a predicted model, not a curated record.
ACAGGGAGAUCCCUGUUCUCUGGGUGUCUUGGUGCUUGAGCCCUGGAUUACGCCUGCAUCCACCUGGAGCCGUGCCUUGCCGUGCUGUUACAAGGGGCACCCCCUUUGGAGUGCGCUGACUUUGGGGUGCGGCCUCCAGCCCUGUGCUGCUGAUUCCUGUGUGUGCUGACUGCAAGUGGUACUCUGGUCACGUUGUGGGUGCCAGAGGAUCCUUUGGACUUGCUGCACUGAGGGCCCUGGGCUCUACUCAUUCAGGGAAGGGAGGCCCUCCAGGUCACACUCGACGAUGUCGCUCUCUGUGCGACCCCAACGUCGCGUCCUCGCCGCCAGGAUCAAUAGGAGCCAGUCGUUUGCUGGGGUGAAUUCAACGCAGGACAAGGCCUUCAGGAACCUCCCUGCCUUCAGCACCCCCACGGUCUCCCGGAAGUCUGGCUCCCGAGUCAGUAGGAUGUUCUCAAUGUCCCACAAAUCCCCGCCACCCAAGGUGCCACAGCCUGACCGACUAGACGAGGUGUACGAAGCACUGAAGAAGGGCCUGACAGCCUAUCUGGAGGUGCACCAGCUGGAACUGGAGAAACUCAGCACCCAGAUCCGAGAAUCCAAGAGGAAUUCCCGCCUGGGCUUUCUCUAUGACCUCGAUAAGCAAGUCAAGUCAAUCGAGCGGUUCCUGCGGCGGCUGGAAUUCCAUGCUAGCAAGAUUGACGAGCUCUACGAGGCAUACUGCAUCCAACGGCGGCUCCGCGAUGGGGCCCACAACAUGGUCAAGGCCUAUACAGCUGCUUCCCCAGGCAGCAGAGAAGCACGUGAGAGCCUGGCUGAGGCCAGCAAAGGCUACAAGGAGUACACAGAGAAUAUGUGCCUGCUGGAGAGUGAGCUGGAGAGUCAGCUGGGGGAGUUCCAUGUGAAGAUGAAAGGACUGGCUGGGUUUGCAAGGCUCUGUGCUGGGGACCAAUAUGAGAUCUUCAUGAAAUAUGGGCGCCAGCGGUGGAAGCUAAAAGGGCGUAUCGAGGUGAAUGGGAAGCAGGUGUGGGACAGUGAGGAGAUGGUGUUCCUGCCCCUCAUCACAGAGUUCCUCUCCAUCAAGGUGACGGAGCUCAAGAGCCUGGCCAACCACGUGGUGGUUGGCAAUGUCUCAUGUGAGACCAAGGAUCUGUUUGCGGCACUGCCCCAGGUGGUGGCAGUGGACAUCAACGACCUGGGCACUAUCAAGCUCAGCCUGGAGGUGACCUGGAACCCCUUUGACAAGGAUGAUCAGCCUUCUGCUGCCAGCACGGUCAACAAAGCCUCCACUGUGAACAAGCGAUUCUCCACCUACAACCAGAGCCCACCCGACACGCCCUCCCUGCGGGAGCAGGCCUUCUAUAGCACAGCACGGGCAGCCACCAACAAGCACAGGUGGUCUUUGCUGGACAUCUUCCGUGAGACGCUCCUCGAGAAGCUGUCUCGGAGCUGCUCCUGCAGCGAUGUCUCCUCAGUCGAACUUGGGAGAUGUCCACGGCAGGGCUCUAACAUGCUGCGGCGACAGGAAGAGCUGGAAAAUGGCACAGCCUGGUCCAUCUCGUCAGAGUCGUCGGACGAUUCCUCUAGCCCCCAGCUGUCAGGCAGCACCCGCCAUGCCUCCCACAAACCCAUUGUGCAGCCUGAGGUACAGGCCUCUGCUCCCGCCAUAGAGAUUUCCUUCUCCCAGCAAGAGGAAGCAGGAGCAGGCACCCCUGCUGUGGCUGAACCACCCAAUCAGCAAGAGGAGCCAUGCUGCGUCAGAAAGGAGGUGGUGGCAAAUGGACACGUGCCCUACUCCCGGACUCUGAGCCAAAUCAGCGAGGCCAGCGUUGACGCAGCAAUGGAUGGCAGGGAGCUCCAGGACACAGGGGGUGCUAGUGCCCAUGUGCAGGAGGCUUCUCCAGCCUCUGAGGACUCCAGUGCCAGGGAGCUGCCUCUUUUAGAAAUUAACUCCCUCCCUGGGGCCUCAAAUCCAAUGCCAGAGACCAGGGUGAGGAAGGACAGAGGGCAGGAAGCUAAGCCCCGCGCGGCUGUCUCUUGGGCUGAGGCCUGUGUGCCCAUACUGGUGCAACCUGAAACAGCCUUGUGCCAAGCCCUAGCACCCCAGGGGUGCAAGGCGGACCCAAGUCAGCCAGUAGUGUUGAAGCAGGUCUUGGAGGAGGAGAGACCAACCCCUGUGCCCGCAGAGGUGCCAAGGGUGAAACCUGUGGACUCUGGCCUGGAUGAGGCCAUCAGCUCACUGAGCUCAGCCCUGGAUGACUACCGGGGACAGUUCCCUGAGCUGCAGCCCUUGGAGCGGGAGCUGAAACGCCUGGAGGAGAUCCUCAUGCACAAGCAGGGCGUCUUCCUCAGCCGUGCCUCCAGCAUGAGCCUGACGGUGGAGCAUGCGCUGGAGAGCUUCAGCUUCCUAAACACCUCUGACAUGGAUGACUCAGAGUGCUCGGAGGAAGAAGGUGGCAGGAGUGAGAGGAAGGCUGGUGGUGCCCGAGCUGGGGAUGGGGCUCUAGGCACCUAUGAGGUGAUGGCUGAGGACACUGGCAUCUGCAGCGGCUCUGAGGGAAGCACUGACCCCAUGAGCACUGGCAAUGAGUUCCUGGACAGGGCUCUGGUUCUUCAUCUCAAUAACUGCAACCUUCUGCUGCUGAAACUGGGCACGUUUGGCCCCCUGCGGUGCCGGGAGAUGUAUGCCCUGGACAAGCUGAUGAGGGAGGCACAGGUGCUGGAGGUCGUCUGCCAGCUGACAGAGGAGAAGUCAGGGGCAGCUGGCACAGCCAUGGAAGUGGUGCAAUUCUCCACCCGGAAGGAAGGUGUGUUGCCCUUCUGGGAUCGCUGUGUGGAGCUGCCCAAUGUCUACACCUGUCCUGUAGAGAGGUUUCUACAGGCACUCAGUGCCCAGUAUACAGUGCCCAUCAGUGAGCGGCAGCUGGGCUUGGCAGACUCAGUCUGUGUGAAGCUGGUGGAGGAUGUGCUGGAUCGUCGGCUGCCCAAGCGGCCUGGGAGCAGCCAUGGGGAACAGGUCACCAUCUUCCAGUACUGGAGCUACUUUGAGUCAUUCAGCAUAGAGUCCCUAGAUUCCUAUGUUAUGGAGCUGGCUGAGGAAGUACUGCUGGCACAGAACCUGAACUCAGAUGACCAGGAUGUGGUGCUGAAGGCAUUGAAGCGAGUACCUGAGAGCCGGCUUAAGAAGGAGGGGCUGAAGGCCUUGAGCUCACUGCUUGUGGAGGGCAACAGCAAGGUCAUCAGUGCUGUGUCUGCUCAGCUGCGCAGCCUGGCAGAAAACCCCCGCUUCCGGGAAAGAGCUUUGGUCUGUUACUUGGAACAGCUAGAAGAUGAAGAGGUGCAGACACGCAUCGGUGGGUGCGCAGCCCUGGGGUGUCUCAAGGCCAAAGAGAGCAUUGAGCAGCUGGUGUAUCUGUGCCAAACUGACAAGGAAGAUGUGCGGGAAGCAGCCAAGCAAAGCCUGAUGCUGUGUGGGGAGGAUGGUAAGUCUGCUCACCGCCGGCUGGAGGAAACCCUGGACAGCUUACCGAGGAUCUUUGCCCCAGGCAGCAUGGCCAGCACGGCUUUCUGAGAGAUGCCAGUACUUACUUACCCUGAUCCCUUUGGGGCAGAGGCACCGUCAAGCUGCCCUAGGCUCACAUGGACUGGUCCAGACCCAGCGUGUCAUGGCCUGAUGCAGCUCCCAGCCCUUUGGAACAACGAGCAGUAUUAGGACCUCCCCAGCAGCUCGCACAGCCCAUUCACUGCCUUACAGAGCACAGCUUUCCCUCACACCCGGACACUGGGCUAGAGGGGGCUGCUGCAUACAUGAUGCCACAGUCUCUCUGGGGAUUGGGGCCUUGGACACUCCUCUCCUACCUUGCUUCUCAAUUUGAACUUGCUGGGUGGAGCUGGAGUUCAUGCACCCCCUGCCGGAGAUAAGAUUGGCAUGUGAAGGCUGCAUCAGGACUCCUCUUCUACUUGCCUUCCAGUAGCUUGCAGGCUGCUUGGCCUUCCUGGGAUGGACAUGCACUUUGAAGCUGUUAUUUCUUCUUGGGAGCUCCUUUGCUAUGGGGAUUGUCCCCAUUCAAUGCUUGGAGUCCCCAGGACUUAAUAAAACAAGACAUAGAUAUUAAUAUAUUCUGCUGGCAUUUCUUCUUUUCAGCUCCAAGUGCCUCCUGCUGGUGUUGGCUGCAGGGAGCACACAGCAUUAUGCAGGGACCCAGAUUGGAGCCUUCCCCUGGGGCUUAGCUGGUUCUUAAGGCGUGCUGUGUAGAGGGCAUGGAAAGGAGGACCAGACAGAGGGACACACAGACAGAAGCUGCCACCUUUUUUUUGGUUUUUUAAUUUUAUUUUAUUUUUUAUUUACAGAAUUUUUUUGCAGAAAAACAAAAGCAAAAAAUCCUUUUCUAUAAAGUCUCUAUAAAUCUAUAUAUAAUGUAAUUACAGAGAAUGGCUAAUUUUGAUUUAAAUUCAGAAAUAAAAAUAAACCUUUAAUGAGUGAAGGUGUCAUUUUGUGACAGCGUUGCAGGCAGCAGGGAGUCGGGAUUGUGGAGUUCUAGGGCUCUGGGCUAUGCUAGCAUGGGUUUGUUAGUAGAGCAGGAGGGCUACUUCCUGCUCAGCCCUUUGCCUGGGUCCCCUGGCAGAUCAAGUUGUACCUCUCUGUACCUGCCCACCUGUAAUGCAGGGAUGCUGAAUCUCCCAGGGCUAGAUAGCCAAAUUGUCAAAUUUCUCUAGCAAAACUUCCAACAGGACUACCUGUAGCGUCCUCACAUCCAGCCUGGGAAUAUAAGGGGCUCACGGGUUUCCCAGGGCUGAUGCCAAGUGUGUGAAUAGUGACUGUUGUUCUGUGAAGCCGUAACAUAAGGCCCCAGCAAGCAAAAGGCCACCACACAAAGGACUCUUCUCGCUGUGGGUUCUAGGUAUUCAAGUCUGGCUUCUGUAACAUACAGAACUAACCCACGCACCCACCUCCAUGUCAAUGCAGGCAGUUUCCAGUGCAAGGACCAGAGGCAGCCAACCACCCAAACUGAGCCCCACCAAUGGAGCUGUCAGGAGAAAUGCCUGUUCCUUGCUUCGCCAUCUGCAUGAAGCUGAGAAGAAAGCCAUGUGUGUAUGGAACAAGGACGACGAUAGGCCCAACUUGUAUAGGGUGUCAGCAACAUGGCAGGGGCAACAGCUGGAGAGUGAGUAUUUUUCUGCUUAUAACUCACCCAUCAACAGCUUCUUUGUAUUAGUGAGUUGCAGGGUGCAGACCUGUGUCAAAAACCUGUCUGAGAAUAGCACAGGAAUGCAUUUGGGCCAUCUUCUUUAAGGGCAUGCAGUAGCAGCUGAUCAUGAGGUUCUUGCCUCAACUCUGUGGUCUCCACAUCAGUCUUGCAAUCUAAUGGAAAUCCCAGCACACAAAGCUCUUUGUGGAAGGGUUCAGAGCCAGGGUUAUCUUAAGGCUUGUUCUUUUGCCAAAGAAACCUUCUUCUGACCAAGAACAUGAACCUCAGCCACUCAAAUAAUGGGUCUUGGAGCCACAGCAGCUGGCUCUAUAUUCCCAAUAUUAGUGGUAUGAGCCAGACCCUUGGAUACCAAUGUGCAGGCUGGCUUGUACUUGUGGGAACCAGCAUCUAGUAAAGCUUUAACCCCUUUCUUCCACCAUACUGAGCUUUCUGCAGUGCUCAGGGACAUGAGGAAAGCUGUGCAGUCCCAGCAUGUGACUCUGGGAAGGAUGAUAGGGAGGGGAGUGGCUGGAGUUCUUACUAGUCAUCCCUUACGUUCUUUCCAGAAGGAAAAAUGUAACUUCCAUCAACUGGCAGAGGUCCUCCAUAUCUCAGAUAGCUGGUGUUUAUGUUGUAGCUCAGUUUUCAAACAACAGCAUCAACUCAAAUGGAAUUUUAUUGGGAACACUUAUUCUAUACUUGCUUUAAGUUAGUGAUAGGCUGUUCUGAAACAGGCAUUCUUCAGGUGUGUUGGCAACUUGGACAUGGCAGGACUGAAAGCCAGGACAAGAACUAAUUGCAAAAAUUUGUCCUUUGGGCUGUGGGAUGUCCUGCAAAGAACCAGGACAGUAAUUGGGGUGACUGGAUUCAAGAACUUUGUGCUUUCAGAGCAAAGUCUGCUUUCACUAUUUGGCCUUAACUUGUCACCUUAAACAAUGUUAGUGCCUCUUCUUUGAAAGGCAAAAGUAGAUUUCUCCCUUCUCUGAACUCCAUAAAAGCUAAAAGGAUCUUGCAUAAACCUAGAAAAAUAAUAGCCAGCAGGCAGAGAGUGAGCCUGGAAAUCCAUCCUCUAAAAGGGUGUUGGUUCAGCAUGGUGGGAACAAGAAGAAAGAUUGGAUUGGAUGCUGCCUUAACUCUUAAGGCUGCUGCUAUCCAGAUCUGAGAUUACUGAUAGGAAUCUAGGUUAUGCAUGGGAAAUGAGAGGCAGUUCUUUGGUGACAGAAUGCAAAAACCUUUGCUUUCUCCCAUGCCUUGAGCAGCAGACAAGUGCAGUUGGCUCAGUCUGUUUAGAUAUCUGAGCACUGCCCCUUAUCAAUAUUAAGAGGCAGACAGGGCUGCACCGGGCUCUGACCAACUGCAGUCAUGGCAGAGUGGUUGAGUGUGUUAGUCAUGUUUCCUUGCCCAUCUGCCUGGUGUAGAACAGAGGAAGGCAUGUUAAAGGGGAUAGAAAGAUGGGACUUUACAACUGAGAUCGAACCACAAAACUCUUCUCUGUCCCCCCAGCUGAUAGUCAUUUGUCAGCCCUUUAAGUCUCAGACUUCUCCACAGCUCCUAGGAAGCAUGGACCUCUUCCUCCACCCCACCCCAUGUGUUGCUUUCCCAGCGUACCUAUGCUCUAGGAUAGGAAUACUCAGUGGUAUCCUGGCAGUCAUGGUUAAUCCUUGAAGAGGAGCCAGGAUGAGACUUCCCUCCAGUUUUAAACUUUCUGUCUCCUAGAAGUUUCAUCCUUCUGUAGCAAUCCUCAUUCACUAAUAGAAAACAAGGCUGUUGUGAAGGUGAAGCUGAAGCUGUUCUCCCUUCAUAUUUUGCCUUUGAACUCACUCUCCACUCCCCAGUUGGGAUCUCCCAGUUUCUGCUGCUGAAAGAAACCCCUUAAAAAUGUGUUAAAUUGCUCUGCUGCGUGUGUUGUGUGCCUGAGGCUCCUGGAAGUGGUCCUGUAAAUGCAGUUUCUUUCCUCUGUGCACCUGACAAUCUUUGGUGCCCAUCUGUAUCAUUGUUUCUGUUGUAAAUUCAGUCAGUUCCCUCUUCUUCCUGUGGGUCUCACAGCCAGGGGGAACAUGUUUAAAAACAGAAAUGGAGCUGCAAAGCCACAAACUGAUAGAUGUCAAAUCACCCAUGUCCAAUCAAACAACUAUUAAGAAAAAACAAAACUUCCUAACUGUAAGAGCAGUUCUCAACCUUGUCAGAGUCCCUCCCCAAGUUUUCUGAAUGUGGUGGCAGACCUGAUUGAGAACUGUUGUGUUCAACUUGCUUCAGAGCUGCUCAACCAGGUGUUGCCACCUCCAGGUAAAACUUUCCCAUGCUCCUGCUGUGCAGCCAGACUGGGAAGGGCUGUGGUACAUGCUUGUGUUCCUGCUGCAUUAGAGUACUCUGGUAAGCCUAAAGCAGGAAGGACGGACAGCAAGCUCAUGUUCCAGCCCUUCCCGGCCUGACAUCACAGCAUCUUCCAGCAACAGAGGCAGGCAGAACUGUCCUAUGUGCCUGUUUCCAGGAAGAAUAGGGAGGGAGCCAUAGGGAGAGCUGCAGCCUGAUUCGACUCUACCUAAUGCAAGAGGAGCAUGUGCAUACUGCUGCCCUGACCAAGGGGCAAUUUUACCUGGUCCCUGCAACCACAUGGUGGCAUCUGCAUUACAGCAACCUUGACAGGGGUCUCAUGACAUCCCAGGGUGCUGCAGCACCCUGAGAACCGCUGCCUUAGAGCGAAACAAGUCAUCUUCACACAGUUAAGACUAUUACUAGACCUAAGUUUUCCUAAAUUCAUGUGCUUUUCUCAAAGAUGCAAAUAAUAGGUGGUUCUGAACAAAUGAUACUUCCUUCCCUGAAAAGAACAAAACCUGUAUCAGUGGCACAGUGAGUUAACUAACCAGAGCAGGGUGUUCCAGACUAGGUGUUUCCAGAGAGAAAAAAUGUUAACGUGUAAAAGUUAAGAGGCAGAGACAUCCAUACAAGCCCUUAAAAACAAGGGAAUGUCACAUGAAGUUAUUUUAUCUGUAUACUUGCCAUUCACUGAGACUAGCCCUCUGUAUAGAAGACCCAGAGAUUACCCAUUGCUUAUUAUUGCUAUGUAACAGUUCUCUGCAACAUCAUCAUACCUUAGAUGUUUGUGCAGCAGUGAACUGAUAACCUGUGUGCAUGGGGAAGCAGAUGGUCAGUUAGUGUUGUAUUGUGACUGGAUGGUGAGGAAUACAAUUUGUAUACUGCUACUGUACUCACUGGAAAUUUUGGGGACUUGCUGAUGGUUGGCCUUAACAAAGAUAGAUCUGUGCCAGAAUUUCCUGGGAGGUUUUAAAAGUAUAUGCUUGAGUUACGUAGAAAAAAGAUCUCUUCUCCUUCAAUACUGUGAGAAUUUGCAUGCAGGGUGGCAGUUUCAAAGGUGCAGAUUUGUACAGGUCAAAAUCAAUGUUUUUUCUUUGUAAUUGUGUAAAGAAAGUAAACUUUUUCCUGACAGUGAUGACCCACGUGUAACAGAACAGUUCAGCCUCUGACAAAUGGAACAUACCAAACAGGAAUAAACAUUUCAUCCUGCA